Solanum dulcamara is the source of this 1672-nucleotide messenger RNA. RefSeq names its product bifunctional riboflavin kinase/FMN phosphatase-like. Gene Ontology annotation, biological process: glycerol biosynthetic process; riboflavin biosynthetic process. NCBI's taxonomy places the organism in Eukaryota, Viridiplantae, Streptophyta, Magnoliopsida, Solanales, Solanaceae. Gene Ontology annotation, molecular function: sn-glycerol 3-phosphatase activity; riboflavin kinase activity. The transcript is spliced from 9 exons. Bases 310 to 1395 code for a protein of 361 amino acids. The record is from RefSeq and is a predicted model, not a curated record.
UAGUUAAUGCAAAGUGCAAGUUGAUUGGAAGAGCACUGAAAAAACGGAGAAGACGACAAGAAGGAUUUUGGAAUUUUAGGAUAUACCUACUGCUAUUCGGUACAUUCCAAUAGUGGAGGAAUACCGAAUAAAUACUUUUGGAAGGCGGGAACAAGCUCCCCCACACUCUGUAAUUUCGCACCUUUGCCCAAUUGCAACUUGGAAUUUGAUCAUUUCGUAAAAUAUUUCUUUAAAAUCCCUCAUAUUCUCUGUUUUCCUCUGCUCAUUCAUCAGAUUUCACAGCAAGCUUAAAACUUCUCUGACAUAACAAUGGGGGAUCUUCAUUCUGCAGAAGAACAUGGAAAGACUCAAAUUUCAGCUGUUAUUUUUGAUUUGGAUGGUACCCUUUUGAGCACAGAGCACUUGACAAAGGAAAUUCUGAAGGAAUUUUUGGCUGGAUAUGGGAAGGUGCCAGAUAAGGAGAAGGAAAAGAAAAGAUUGGGCAUGACCCAGAAAGAGUAUGCUAUUGGCAUUGUCAGUGAUUACGACCUCCCUCUCACGCCCGAUCAGUAUAUCCAAGCAAUCAUGCCCUUUUAUCAUGACAAGUGGUUGCAAGCGAAAGCACUUCCUGGUGCUAAUCGCCUUAUAAGACAUUUCCAUAAGCAUGGAGUUCCUUUUGCCCUUGCCUCAAAUUCCAAAAGGAAAAACAUAGAUGGGAAAGUCUCUCGCCAAGAAGGUUGGAUAGAAUGUUUUUCCGUAAUUCUUGGAAGUGACCAGGUUAAAUCAGGGAAGCCUUCUCCAGACAUCAUCGGAGUCAAGGCAGGGAAGGCUGCUGGAAUGAAGGUGGUAGCUGUACCAUCUUUCCAUUCUGAAUUUGAUCAAUAUUCAAUAGCUGAUUCUGUGCUUCGCUCACUCCUAGAGUUAAAGCCGGAACUAUGGGGUCUCCCACCAUUUGAAGACUGGGUUGAUAAUGCGUUGCUGGUUGAACCUGUUCAUUUCAGGGGUCUGUACAAAAACGGCCUCCUCCUUGAUUUUGCAGAUGAUGGGCCAUCUAUUCUACCCGAUCAAGUGUUUGGAGUUUAUUUUGGCUGGGCAAAACCUGAGGCAUACAAGUUCAUAAAGAUUGUUCUUGGCGUUGGAUGGGGACAUGGUUGCUGCAGUUCUAAGAGGAAGAUUCAAGCUUGUAUAGUUGAUUCAAGUGACGAGCAGAUCCAGCAUUGCAAAAUGGAAGCUGUGAUUGUAGGUUACAUCAGAGGAUCACACGAUGAGGGAAAAUCUGACAAAAUAGAAAUACUUGAGGAAGACAAGUCAAUUGCCAAUGCUGCUUUGAAUCUGUCUGAAUUCUCCCUUGGUGCAUUCAAGUCCCUCUUCUCUGAAGUUGCUUUACAAGAUGAUUGCGACCUUAACAUAAAAUGAACAAGGAUACGAUUGGCAUUGGCACAGCGAUUAGUUACAUCCAUUACCCUGAAAGAGGAAAUUUGUCUUCUUGGGAUCAGGGUGACAAAAAGAAAACAUGAAAUAAUUUUGAAACUCAGAACAUCAAUCACCGUUCAGGUUUCUUGCUCACAUGUUUAUGGAUUAGUAGCCUGGCUACCAAUUCUUUUGUAAAAUUAAUAGUCCCAUGGAUGUAUUUCAUGGUUACUGUUAGUGCUUUGCCAAUGGACUGAAAAUAAUGAAAUUAGUAUUUAGUUUA